AUGUCGAGCACUUCGAGUUCCCGCUUUGAUCUUGGGGAUCACGUCCAAGAUCAGGACCUCUCCGAGGAGUAUCUGACUUCAUCUUCCCGCGACUAUUCGGCCGGCAGCUCACCGCUUACCACGCCUGCGCUCUCCGAUAAUGAAUUCGACUUUGACGUGCCAUCCGAAGAUGCCCUCUUGGAGCAGAGCUCGACAACACAGGCGCCGGCUGAUGGUUCGGAGAAGUACAUUAUGGUGAUUGGCGGUCUUGGAUAUAUCGGCUCCCACACCACACUCGAGUUGCUUCGUGAAGGACACAAUGUUAUCGUGGUGGACAACCUGAGCAACAGCUACAAGACCGUUCUCAAGAACGUCAAGAUGCUGGCGGCCCAUCACUGCAAGGUCAACAACGUUUCCAUGCCCCGUCUUCGCUUCUUCCGCAUCGACUACCGCAGCAAGGCGAUGCAUGUUCUCCUGGAGAGAUACAGCAAACUGGUGAUGACGGUGGACGCUACGUCGGGGAAGCAGGUUGUGUCGUACCAGUCCCAGAUUGCGGGGGUAAUCCACUUUGCGGCAUACAAGUCGGUCGUCGAGAGCAUCCAGCAGCCCCUUCGCUAUUAUCGCAACAACGUGUGCGGACUGGUCAACCUGCUACAGGAGCUGGAGCGUUUCAACAUCCGCAACUUUAUCUUUAGCAGCUCGGCCACCGUGUACGGAUCCAAGGCCAACGCCGGCUUGCCGCUCAAGGAGGAGGAUCUCGUACACCACCAGGUCAAGACACAGAACGAGGCCGGGGAGACGACCAUUGUUGAGCCGACCAUUGAGGGUUUGUCGUGCCCGUAUGCGCGCACCAAAUUCUUUGGAGAAGCGAUCUUGGCGGAUGUUGCCGAGGCGGACCCUGAUUGGCGAAUUGUUGCGCUCCGUUACUUUAACCCCGUCGGAUGCGACCCUUCUGGUGUAUUGGGCGAAAGCCCGCGCGGAGAGCCGACCAACCUCUUCCCAGUACUGACGCAAGUCCUUAAGGGUGACCGUCCCGAACUCAGUGUAUUCGGAUCUGACUGGCCAACUCGUGACGGUACUGCGAUUCGCGACUUUAUCCACGUUCUCGAUGUUGCCCGUGGACACAUUGCGGCGCUCAACUGGAACUCGAAGAAGGGCAACGGGUUCUCGACCUUCAACCUGGGAAGCGGUACGGGCACAACAGUUCUUGAAGCUGUUCGCAGCUUGGAGCAGGCGGCUGGUCGCGAGAUCCCCCUCGCUCUCGUCGACAGACGGCCUGGCGAUGUCGGCUCGUGUGUCGCUUCGACGGAUCGUGCGACCAAGGAGCUCGGGUGGACGACUCGCGAGAGCAUCACCAAGUGCGCUGCUGACCUAUGGAACUACGUGUCCAAGGUGGCGUUGAGGUCGUGA
Sordaria macrospora k-hell is the source of this 1389-nucleotide messenger RNA. RefSeq lists its product as uncharacterized. Lineage: Eukaryota; Fungi; Ascomycota; Sordariomycetes; Sordariales; Sordariaceae. Gene Ontology annotation, cellular component: cytosol. Gene Ontology annotation, biological process: beta-D-galactose catabolic process via UDP-galactose, Leloir pathway. The record is from RefSeq and is a predicted model, not a curated record. Gene Ontology annotation, molecular function: UDP-glucose 4-epimerase activity.